Molecule: messenger RNA, 1278 nt
Organism: Lichtheimia ornata
Lineage: Eukaryota; Fungi; Mucoromycota; Mucoromycetes; Mucorales; Lichtheimiaceae
Exons: 4
Coding region: 1-1278 (425 amino acids)
Biological process (GO): 'de novo' cotranslational protein folding; regulation of translational fidelity
Cellular component (GO): cytosol
Molecular function (GO): ribosome binding; Hsp70 protein binding
Source: RefSeq, a predicted model, not a curated record
AUGUCACUUGCUCUUGAUUUCUUGUUGCCUCCUCCCCCUGCUUCGUACAAGACUGAUCAGUCCCACGUUGUCCACGCUGGCUUGACUGCUACCAGCGAUCGUGUUCUUGAACCUGUUGGUCCUGGUUUCUUCGCCUACGCUCGCCGUAAGAGACACAACCGUACUUUCUCUGAAGAUGAACGUCACGAGGCUGAGGAAAAGGCCAAGCACAUUGUUGAAGAGGAAACCGUCGACUUUGAAUAUGAAGAGGUUGAUCCUACCACUGUCAACACUGAUCCCACCAACUGGAAGCAACAAGACAACUAUGCUGUUUUGGGCUUGACUAAGCUUCGUUACAAGGCUACCGAGGAGCAAAUCAAGAAGGCUCACCGUCGUAUGGUCUUGUUGCACCACCCCGAUAAGAAGGCUGACAAGAACGAUGAUGCUUUCUUCAAGUGUAUCGCCAAGGCUUAUGACACCUUGAUGAAGCCUGAGACUCGUCGUCAAUACGACUCUGUUGAUUUCGGCAUGAUCGCUAUCGAUGAUGAUGUUCCCACUGCCAAGACCGAGGGCGACUUUUACGAAUUGUGGAACCCUGUCUUUGAGCGUGAAGCUCGUUUCUCCAACAAGCAACCUGUUCCUACUUUGGGUGGUCCUGAAUCUACCAAGGAGGAAGUCGAGAGCUUUUAUGACUUUUGGUACAACUUUGAUUCGUGGCGUUCGUUUGAAUGGCUUGAUAAGGAAGGCGCUGAAGGUGCUGACAACCGUGACGACAAGCGUUAUCAAGAAAAGAAGAACCGUGCUCAACGUGCUCAACUCAAGAAGGAAGACAAUGCUCGUCUUCGCAAGCUUGUUGAUGUUUGCUUGAGCGUUGAUCCUCGUAUUGCCGAAUUCCGUGCUGCUGAGAAGAAGCAACGUAACGCAAAGAAGGAUGCUAAGGCUGCUGCUGCUAAGGCUGCUGCUGAGGAGGCUGCCCAAAAGGCUAAGGAAGAGAAGUUGGCUGCAAAGAAGGCUGCUGAGGAUGCCAAGGCUGCUGCUGCUGCUGCAAAGAAGAGCAAGGAAGCUGCAAAGAAGAACAUUAGAAAGGAAAAGAAGAACAUCAAGACCAUUGUUCAAGAAAACAACUAUGCUGUUGCUGGUACUGCUUCCCCUGAUGACAUUAACAAGCAAUUGCUCAAGCUUGAUGAAGUCCUCGAGAAGAACAAGGAGCUCGAACAACUCAAGAAGAUGCGCACUGACUUUGAGAAGGCUGUUGCCGAUGGAAAGCUUCCUGAAGUGUUUGCUAGCUAUGCCAAUUAG